Chara braunii is the source of this 4548-nucleotide messenger RNA. Lineage: Eukaryota; Viridiplantae; Streptophyta; Charophyceae; Charales; Characeae. The record is from the annotation of a GenBank genome assembly.
GCGCGCGCACACGCUCACGCUCACGCUCGCGCUCACUCACGCGCGCACACGCUCACGCUCGCGCUCGCGCUCACUCACGCGCGCACACGCUCACGCUCGCGCUCACUCACGCGCUCACACACGCGCACACGCGCACACGCGCACACGCGGACAUAGGCGCACACGUGGACGCACGCGCACACGCUCACAGGGUCACGCGCGCAGUCGCGCAGACGCGCAUUCUUCUGCUCCCGCAGUGGGGCAUUCCGUCACUGAUCGUGUGCGUGCGCGCGUGUGCGCUUGUGCGCCUGCGUCCACGUGUGCGCUUGUAGAGCGACAGCAGACACACAGAGAGAGAGAGAGAGAGAGAGAGAGAGAGAGAGAGAGAGAGAGAGAGAGAGAGAGCUACAAAUCUUCUUCAUCGGGGCGGUGAAAGAAUUUCCCAAGUGUCACUGAAAACGUCCCAGACUCCCAGUCCAACAAUUUUCCGAGUCCAGCAGAUAGGAUGACCCAAGGGGCACACGAAGAGGGAUUGCUGAAGUAGGGCCUUCUUGAUAGUUACGGGGACAAAAGCGGAGACAAAGGAAGCGGUGAAGAGGAGACGAAGAAGGAGAGACAAAGGAGGAGGCAAGGAGGAGACGAAGAAGCAGAGAGAGAGGAGACAGAGUGGAAGAGGGAGGUAGUAGAGAGGAGACGGAGAGUCUUGCUAGCUCUGCAGCAGAUCAAGUGGAGAAGUAGCGAGACUAAGUGGAGAAUCUUCAGAGACUAAGUGGAGACGUUCCAGAGACGAAGUGGCAGAGAGCACGCGGAGAAGUUUCAGGGACUAAGUGGAGAAGUUUCAGGGGCUAAGUGGAGAAGGUUCGGAGAAUCUUCAGAGACUAAGUGGAGAACUUCCAGAGACUAAUUGGCAGAGAGCAAGUGGAGAAGUUUCAGGGACUAAGUGGAGAAGUUUCAGGACUAAGUGGAGAAGCUUCAGAGAAGCUUCAGAGACCAAGUGGAGAAGUUGCAGAGAUUAAGUGGAGAAGUUUCAGGGACGAAGUGGAGAAGCUUCAGAGAGGAUUCAGAGACUAAGUGGAGAAGCUUCAGAGACUAAGAGAAGCUUCAGAGAAGCUUCAGAGACUAAGUGGAGAAGCUUCAGAGACUAAGUGGCAGAGAGCAAGUGCAGAAGUUCCAGAGACUAAGUGGAGAAGUUUCAGGGACUAAGCGGAAGAAUGGGUUUGCUCACAUAGCAACUCUUCUUCACUUCCAGAGACGAAGAGGAGGCGAGGACGAGACAGAGAGUCUUGAUCGUCCCGGAGACGGAGAGGAGACGAAGAGGAGAAGAAGAGGAGAAGAAGAGGGGAAGAAGAUGAGAAAAAAAAGAGGAGACAGACAGGGUCGUGUUGGGCGGUUGUUUUGGCUGGCUGGGAAUUUGCUGGACAAGUGGGACGACGGAGCUGUCAGGGGGCAGAAAUGGGACUGAGCGACCAAUGGGGCUGAGCUGAGCAAAUGGGACAAACGGGACUCAGCCAUAGGGGGACAAAUGGGACUGAGCCAAACAAGCGGUACCAACAGGACUGAGCCAAACAAACGGGAAACGGGACUUAGCUGAACAAAUGGGACAAACUUGAGCCCAUAUGUGACCAACAGGACCCAGCCAUUAAGUUGCAAAUGAGACUGAGCCAUUAGGGGACGAACGGGACUGAGCCGAUAGGCGGACGAACGGGACUGAGCCGAACGAACAGAACAAACGGGGACUGAGCCACUAAGUGCCAAACGUGACUCAGCCAUUAGGGGGGUAAAACUGGAUCAAUGGCACUGAGCCGUUAGGGGUACUAACGGGAGACAGAGCUGGACAAAUGGGACCGACCUGAACGAAGGGGAUAAACGGGACAGACGGGACUGAGCCGUCAGGGGACAAACGAGACUCGGCCAUUAGGGAGGGAACCAAGGGGACUGAGAGGAGACUGAGCCGUUCGGCGGCGGGCCUCUGAUGGCUGAUGUGGCGACUGGCACUAGUGCAAGCGAUGGAGAAGAGGACAACUGGGAGACGUCUUGGUCCACAGAGCUCGAGAAAUUGGUGCCUGCAUCUCUGACAUCUGACACGGCUGGAAGCGUAGAUGAGCGGAAGAAGGGGAAGGGUGAGGGGGGGAGGAGAGAGGGAGUUGCUGACGUGGACAAGGCAGUUCCACGUCAGCGUGGACGUGGCGCGUUUACUUACGGCGAUACCGGGCUCUACUGCGACCGGCUGUUGAAAAAUAACGACGUGGUUCGCGAUAGUCGCACUCAUUCUGAUUCUUUCGAUUUGACGGAUUUGGAGAGAACGUUGAUCGAUCGUCAACAAGACGAUGCGGACGAGGCGUAUCUCCGACCCGGUGCCCAUGUGGAUGAUGUGGAACCGUUCGAUCUCGUACAUGUGUUGGAGAUCUACGGGUUUUCUCCCAGCAUGAAGACGACGGACCUGGAAGGCUGGCUGGACUCUUAUCGAGCGGAUGGAGUUUUUGUGAAGUGGGUUGAUGAUACACAUGCGCUAGCGGUGUUCAGCUCACCGGCAGUAGCUAGGAGGGCUUUUGCAACCAUAUGUGACUCACGGUUCAAGCUGCGCCCGUAUGCUGAAGCCUGCCCUGCGUCAAAACUGAUUUCUCACAGAGAUCUCUCCCCCGCUGUUCCUAGGCCGGCGACAACGGUGAGAGUUGCGAGGAGACUGAUAGCAAGUGCAUUGAAUGACAGAAACAUCACCAGGGCUGUGCUGGCUCAGGCCCCCAAAGGUUGUUCGGUAGAGGACCAGCGAAAGAGAGACGAGGAGAGGCGGGCUCGUCAGAACAUGAGGCGAGAACUGAGGGAUGCUGCGUGGUCUGAGAACUGAGCGCGUUUUCACAGUAAAUAUAUAUUUUUUAAACCGGUUUCCUGAACGUACUGUGCAGUGUGCAGUCAAAAUCUGGUGAGAUUCGUCCAGGAUAUCCCUGCGUUCGUCGACACCCGAAUAGAACACAUGGUCAUUAUACCUGUGUAUGUAUUUGGUGCAACUUUCCGUCCCAAUGCAGUGACAGGGACACUGACCGGACGUUCUAUUCGGGUGAAGACGGUCGUGUCGAGUAUGCUCCAAGGGUGAUCGUCAACACCAAGGGAUGCAAACCUGUGGGAUAGAGUUGUAUGUAUUUGGUCCGACUGUCCAUCCAGAUGCGGCGACAAUGACCGGGCGUUCUAGUCAGAUGAAGACGGUCGUGUGAGUAUAUGCUUCGAGGGUGAUCAUCAACACCAAGUGGGAUAUGGUUGGUAUGUAUUUGGCGCAACAACUUUCCGUCCAUCCGGGGCAAUCUGUUCGGGCAAAGACGGUAUUGACUUUUCCCAUUGUAUGUUCGUCGAUAUUUGAAGGCCACGGAGUGGGGAGAGCCUGGACUCUGGAGGAGCUGAUAAGAAACCCGAGAAAAGCCGCGACCCGUGGGAGCCUCCAGGUGCAACGACAAUUACCGGGCAUUCUGUUCGGGCAAAGACGGUAGAGUGAGUAUGCUCCGAGGGUGAUUGCCAACACCAAGGGAUGCGAACCUGUGGUAUAUAGCUGGUAUGUAUUCGGGGCAACUUUCCGUCCACAUGCAGCGAUAAUGACUGGGCAUUCUAUUCGGCCGAUCGCCAACACCCAAGGAAUUUGUUUCACUGUCAGAAGCAUUAUCUUCUGCGAACCUGUGUGACGACCACGGAGUCGCGGCGACCGACGACCGACGACCACCCCAUGGCUGACGCAGCUUCAUGGCCCCGUUGCAACGCCAUAGCUUGAUCUCUGUUUCUAUGUCCAUGGCCGAUAGCUUCAUCUCUGUUUCUAUUUCCAUGGCCGAUAGCGUGACCUCUGGUUCUAUUUCCAUGGCCGAUUGAUUCGAUUGUAGAGCUGUUGAGCUGGCGGAGUUGUCUCGCUGGGGUGGGUGCAUUUGUGUGCGACUACCGUCGUCAACCGAAUAUAACGUACGAUCAUUAUUGCUUGUAUCUAGACUCAAAGAUGCCCCACAUACAUACAGCAAUAAUGACCGUAUACAUUGUGUUCGGGCGAAGACGAUAUUUGCCAGGCAAGCAAGCGAUGGUGUUAGUUGUGAGAAACUUCAGCGAAAGUGAUGCGAAUGGACCUGGAUGGCUCCACCACCCAGAGCACAUGCACAAAAGACAAAAAACAUAUGGCGGUGGAUCUUCCCGUGUUUUUUUUUUCUAGCGGAAAAUUGAAAAUUCCGUCUCAUUUUGUGCAAUUUUUUGGUGAAUAAUGGAGUGAGAGGCCAAAUGUGAAGGGUGGGCUAUUUUCUGGCCUUCUUUUUUUUUUUUUUUUUUUUUUUUUUUAAGCCCACUGUUUCUAUUAAUAAAGGACUGGAAAUCGGAUCCAGUGUCACUUGCAAUCCGGCUUUGUUUAGGCUGUUGUGCACGUUUUUUUCUGGUGGUGGUCCCGAGAAGUUGAUGAGACCGUGACGGAUGUGUUUGUGUAUCAUUUGCUUGACGAAAUCAGUGAGACAUGGCCGACUGGCGUAUGCACGAAAAGGAUGGCCCAUUUCCUGGCUUUGUUUGGGCUGUGGUGCCCUUUUUUUUUUUUUUCAAUCAAUACGAAAUUUGCAA